AUGUCCAACAACGCCCGCGCGUCCACGGUGCCCGUCGCCGCCGAAGCCGUGCCAAAGUCUUACUACGAGCAACAACGCGAACUCCUCAUGCUCGAAAUCGCGCAAUCCCUCAAUAACGCACUGCACAACCUGAACGCGCUGAACCGGAGCUUGGAAGAAGUCAUCCAAGUCGGCAAUGAAUUCGCGCCGGUGGAGUCGCUUUGGAGUCACUUUGAGAGCGUCAUGGGAGACCAGGGACAGGAGGAGAAAGAAGGAAAGAGGGAGGGUGAUGGGGAAGAGGGGGCGAAUGAGUUGCUGGAAAACUAA
Didymosphaeria variabile is the source of this 306-nucleotide messenger RNA. It is a transcript of the gene DAD1, whose product is annotated as Dolichyl-diphosphooligosaccharide-protein glycosyltransferase subunit dad1. The transcript is spliced from 2 exons. Gene Ontology annotation, cellular component: mitotic spindle; spindle microtubule; DASH complex. NCBI's taxonomy places the organism in Eukaryota, Fungi, Ascomycota, Dothideomycetes, Pleosporales, Didymosphaeriaceae. The coding region runs from base 1 to 306 and encodes 101 amino acids. The record is from RefSeq and is a predicted model, not a curated record.